AUGUCUUCGGGUUACUGCAAGAAAUUCGGUAAAGAUACCGUUAUAUUUGCCACCAAAGAAGAUCAUGCAACACCUUCCAACAUUGAACUACCACCUCCGGAACCAGCCCAGGGUAUUAUUACCAAAGAUGGUGAAAUCAAUUGGAGUUGUCCAUGUUUAGGCGGUAUGGCCACCGGACCAUGUGGUGUACAAUUCCGUGAAGCAUUCUCCUGUUUCCAUUACAGUGAAGCCGACCCCAAGGGUUCGGAUUGUUAUGAAGCUUUCCGUACAAUGCAAGAUUGUUUUACGGAAUAUCCGACAGUGUACAAUAAAUCGGGGGGUAGUGGUGACGAUGAUGAAGAUGGUCCCGGUCUGGAUUUGGCAUCAAUGGAAGAUAUCAAUGAAGAUGAGAAGGCAGCCGUUGAAGCAGCUAGUACAAAUAAAUCAGUGGAAAAAGUGAAUUGA
Messenger RNA from Musca vetustissima, 444 nucleotides. Its product is annotated as mitochondrial intermembrane space import and assembly protein 40-B. Gene Ontology annotation, molecular function: protein-disulfide reductase activity. The transcript has a single exon. Gene Ontology annotation, cellular component: mitochondrial intermembrane space. Bases 1 to 444 code for a protein of 147 amino acids. Gene Ontology annotation, biological process: protein import into mitochondrial intermembrane space. NCBI's taxonomy places the organism in Eukaryota, Metazoa, Arthropoda, Insecta, Diptera, Muscidae. The record is from RefSeq and is a predicted model, not a curated record.